Molecule: messenger RNA, 2202 nt
Organism: Tremella mesenterica DSM 1558
Lineage: Eukaryota; Fungi; Basidiomycota; Tremellomycetes; Tremellales; Tremellaceae
Exons: 7
Coding region: 1-2202 (733 amino acids)
Biological process (GO): maturation of SSU-rRNA
Cellular component (GO): nucleolus
Molecular function (GO): RNA binding
Source: RefSeq, a predicted model, not a curated record
AUGACUUCGAUAUCCCCUCUUAGCUCUUUGGCUACGUUCACGAGCCCUCAUGCGAGCUCUUCAAAGCGUCCUCAACCUCAUGUGACGCUCUCUCCCGUUGUUGGCGCGGCAGACAAAGCUGUGGCGGUCGUGCAAGGUGAUGGUAUAUGGACGUAUGAUCUAUCGACGCUUCGACCCAUCACAAGCUUCACAGUCUCACCUAGCACUAUAUUCUCCACCAGAGCUCUCAGUUAUAUGCCUAUGAGUAAAGGAAAGGAGAAGCAGAAAGAUGGAGACCCGCAGAUGCACCAACUGGAUCGACGGAGAAUCAUCCUGGUCGGAGUACAGACAGGAGAAAACGUUGCCAAGGAUGUCGAAGGGAACACAUUGUGGGCAUGGAGAGGGGAGGAUGGAAGCGAGCACCAGAAAAUCACCUUAUCCCAUAGUACACACUCCCUCCAUCACUUGGCCGCCCCUGUAUGCUCCGUGUUGGUGGUCGGUUCCAAAGGCGAGAUGACUCUCCUUGACGAUUCCUUCAACACAUACUCAGUGGUUGAGGGCACAUACAAACGUCCAUCUCAACAUAUACUCGCUGCCCGCGUUUUAUCUUGCACCAGUAGAAGCGCCAAAGUGGUUUUAGUCGAUUCAAACGGUCACUUUGUCCACAUGCAAGUCAUCUAUGAAAACUUAGACAUAAUCACGACUUCGGUGAACAAUGAAGGUAGGUUACCGUUAGGUGAUGUAUCAAUUUUAGAUUGUGCGGAUAUUAGCGGAGAAGGUGUGAUCACUGGAAUCAGUAAGUCCUCCGUCCCGAGCUUGCCAGUCAACAAUAAAUCAUAUCCAACCCUCAUACAUCCUCCUUCUCCAGCCACAAUCCUAUCCAUACCUCCGCUUAGCGGUAGACCUUUGAUUCUACUCCCCUCCGCUACUCCUCAGCCCAAACUAUUGCUCGUCACUCCAUCUCUCACCCUUCCCGCAGUGGUCAAAGAUGCGGAUCUUUCCACUUUUUUCACAUCGGGUAGUAUCACUUCUCUCUCCGUUAUAUCCCAAGUCAGCGGCAAUAUCUUCGUAGUAGGUAUGGUCGUCCUUCACCAUGAUUCAGAAGGCACUGAAGGCCGUUCUGUGCUUUACACAUGUGAACUCACUCUACCCGCUCACGGAGUGGGCAUCAAUACAUUGCUCGGUUCCCAAGCUCGGACCAAGCUAUACAUCCGCUCGACUAUCAAGACACAACAAGACCUGAACGGACAAGAAGCCAGCUUGAUCCAAACAUUGAAACACGCACUCUCACAUGGAAACGUGGCCGAUGCAGAGAAUUUGUGGAAGGAAUGGAUUGAUAAAGAAGACGAGAAAGCUGGGAAGAUCAGCGGAAAGGUCAAUCUCAGAGAGGUUUUCGUUAAGAAAUUGCUUCACGUUCUCUUUGAAGCCGCCUUGCCUGACUCAAUAGAAUCUGCAGGCGAGAUGAACGCAGAAGCGAAGACAAAUAGGUAUGCUGGAGAAAUCAUCAAAAGUCUUAUCAGUCGUAAGGGGGUGAAUGACGAUAUGUGGGAAGGAGGUUUGGUCAUGGGUGCACUAGUCCCAUUGAAAGAUUGGGACAAUAUCCGCCGAGCUGUCAAAUACUUCCCAUCACUUUCUCCAUCUGUUUUAGUGUCCCUACUCCAACUAUGUACCUCGCAGACCUCUCGCGCCCCACCAGUUAAAAACCUUCUCUUCGAUAUUCUUUCCCUUCCGGCUCCUAGUCCACAAUACAAAACUGAGCUGCGUCGAGGUCUCAACGUAGAUGAAGCUGCUGUCAUUUUACAACAUCUGGUACAAUGGGCAGAGUUACAUGUGGAACAUAUCAGCGAAAGCUUCGAAUGGGAUCUCGAUUCUUCCAAACCCCCUAGUCUCCAAUCUCCACCAGGUAUCCCAUCUCUCGACUCGAUAGCUAUACAUUCUUCCGUCUUGCUCGACGCUCAUUUACCUUCCCUCUCAUCGCAUGAACCAUCUCAAGAGCUUUUAGAAAGACUUCAAGGAGCACUUCAACCCCUCUUGGAGCUUCAAGAAGACCUCAUAAAGCUCCGAGCUCCUGUCGAAGCUUUGUUAACUCUCGCUAGAAGAGAGGAAAAGUGGGCUCGGGCAAGGGAGCAGAAACGGAUGGGUAAGAGGGAAGGACAGACGAGGGUUCAAGGAGUGUUGAGUGAGAUGGUGGGGAAAUGGAGGGUAGAGGAUUUCGUAUUUUGA